AUGGACAGUCCCGCAGAGCCAAAGAGAAUGGUAGCAUUUGUACUGAUUGACGAAUUGGGGAAUGUAUCGAUACCAAGGUUUGGGAAUAAGACGCCUUUGCAGGCUGCCAAUGUUCCAAAUUUGGAUGUGAUAGCAUCAGCCAGAGUUAAUGGUCUCAUGGACCCUGUGGAAGUAGGUUUGGUUUGUGGGAAUGACACGGCUCAUCUUUCGCUGUUGGGCUAUGCCACGAGUGUAUUACCGAGGGCAAGGUAUGAUCUAGCUUCUGACUUGAUCCAUGAUGGAGGCGAUCGUCUUAAAGAUUUUACUUAUUCUUUUUUCCAACAAUCAAAUUUUACUACCUUGGAUAAGAAAACUGGCAUAGUUAGAUGUAGGAAAGCCGACAGGCAUUUUGAAGAAAAUGGGCCUAUACUUUGUGCUGCCCUGCAUAGAAUGAAGCUCCCAUCUUUUCUUGAUGAUGAAGUAAAGAGUCAAUCAAUCUCUUACAUGUAUGCAACAGAACACCGAUGUGUUGUUGUUAAAGGACCAAGACUGAGUGGAAAUAUAUCAGGAACUGACCCGUUGAAGGACAACUGCUUACUUCUGGAAGCCAAGCCUUCAGAUGAUACUGAUGAAGCGAGACACACAGCUUUAGUUAAUGAGUUAUCCAGGGAGAUAUCAAAGAUUUUGGUUUCUCACCCUUUGAAUGAAAAAAGGUUAGCAAAAGGGAAGAACACUGCUAACAUAGUCCUUUUAAGAGGCUGUGACUUGGGGACUUGGGGAUGA
Messenger RNA from Durio zibethinus, 762 nucleotides. The record is from RefSeq and is a predicted model, not a curated record. Lineage: Eukaryota; Viridiplantae; Streptophyta; Magnoliopsida; Malvales; Malvaceae.